AUGGCUGGAACCCUCCAAUCAAGGCAGCUUUAUGCCAUCACCAUAUUUGGGUACAAGAAGGAGGGCAUGGACGAGAAAGAAUAUCACGACUACGUCAGCAAAAACCAUGCCGGCCAUCUCAAGGCUUUGCUUGCCAAGAACGAUAUUGUUUCAUACACCAUGCAACAUAAUACUACGGAGACAAGGGCGCUGCUACAACAAAUUCACCCCGGUCUCCCCACUGAGAAGCAGGCCGACUGCGACAUGGUCGUUCAGAUUGUCUUCAGGGAUAUUCAGGACUACCUACGAGUGCGCCAGGAUCCGCACUGGCUUAAUGUAGUCAACCCAGAUCACGUCAACUUUGCUGAUGGCAAGAGGACCAAGUUUGCGACUGGUUGGUACGAGGUCCAUGUGACGGACGGUGUGGUGGUUUCUCAAUGA
Molecule: messenger RNA, 420 nt
Organism: Metarhizium album ARSEF 1941
Lineage: Eukaryota; Fungi; Ascomycota; Sordariomycetes; Hypocreales; Clavicipitaceae
Product: Dimeric alpha-beta barrel
Exons: 2
Coding region: 1-420 (139 amino acids)
Molecular function (GO): oxidoreductase activity
Source: RefSeq, a predicted model, not a curated record